UCGGUCCCACCUGAGGGCAAGAACGGAGGCGAAAAGAAACAGGCAGGGAAGGCUGACCUUGUUGCUACUGACAGUGGAGCGACGCAUCCUGCUGCUUCCUGGAAAGCCGCCCGAAGGACAUUUUUUCUCCCAGGAGGAAGGAAACGGGAGGGCGCCGGCCGGACGGCGGCGGGCGCGGAGGCGUUAGUCCGGGCGGGCUGUGCAGCCUCGAGCGGGGACGGUCCGAGGACUACAUCUCCCAGGCUGCUCUGGGCCGCCCUGCGUCGUGACCCCGGCGCGCACGGAGGCGGCGACUCUUACCUCACAAAGGUAGCUCCUCCGCCGGCAGUAGCUCGGCGCCCGCGGUCCAUGGACCGGAACCUCGGGCCGACGGGCAGGAACCCGGGCCGCGAUCGCCGCCUCCCCGCCUAAGGCUCCUCCUCCUUGCUCUCCGCCGCCUACCCCGAACGCCCGCAGGCUCCGCACAGCCGUCGCCUGGCUAGCCGAGCUGCCCCAGGAAGCUGGGUGGCGGGUUCGCGACUGCCGCGGGACUGAGGCCUACUCUGCCGCCUCUCAGUGCUAUUGUCCCUGGGCCUGGCCCUGAGCAGGUCUACUGGGGAGGGCCGAGUGCGCCGGCUCCGCGGAAGAUGCCGGAUCAAGCCCUACAGCAGAUGCUGGACAGAAGUUGCUGGGUCUGUUUUGCUACUGAUGAAGAUGAUAGAACAGCUGAAUGGGUGAGACCAUGCAGGUGCAGAGGAUCUACAAAAUGGGUUCACCAGGCCUGUCUACAACGCUGGGUGGAUGAAAAGCAAAGAGGAAACAGUACAGCCAGAGUGGCAUGUCCUCAGUGCAAUGCUGAAUACCUAAUAGUUUUUCCAAAGUUGGGUCCAGUUGUUUACGUCUUGGAUCUUGCAGAUAGACUGAUCUCAAAAGCCUGUCCAUUUGCUGCAGCAGGAAUAAUGGUCGGCUCUAUCUAUUGGACAGCUGUGACUUAUGGAGCAGUGACAGUGAUGCAGGUUGUUGGUCAUAAAGAAGGUCUAGACGUUAUGGAAAGAGCUGAUCCUUUAUUCCUUUUAAUUGGACUUCCUACUAUUCCUGUCAUGCUGAUAUUAGGCAAGAUGAUUCGCUGGGAGGACUAUGUGCUUAGACUAUGGCGCAAAUACUCAAAUAAACUACAAAUUUUAAAUAGUAUAUUUCCAGGGAUUGGUUGUCCUGUUCCUCGAAUUCCAGCUGAGGCUAAUCCUUUAGCAGAUCAUGUCUCUGCUACUCGAAUUUUGUGUGGAGCCCUUGUCUUUCCUACUAUUGCUACAAUAGUUGGUAAAUUGAUGUUCAGUAGUGUUAACUCUAAUUUACAAAGGACAAUCUUGGGUGGAAUUGCUUUUGUUGCCAUAAAAGGAGCAUUUAAAGUUUACUUCAAACAGCAGCAAUAUUUACGACAGGCACACCGCAAAAUUCUAAAUUAUCCAGAACAAGAAGAAGCAUAAAACUGUGACUUCUGGUUGUCCUGCAGUCCUCUCAUUCUUAUGAAUCUGUUUUGUUGUUUUGAUUCCAUCAUUAAUGCACUUGUGAAGACUUGUGAUAAGCUGCUGCUCCUGUAUUUUUUAAGAAAUAUAAUAAAGCACUUAGGGCAAGGGAAAUCAUCUCGGUAAUCACGGAACCUAAGGAUGUGAUUUGUUUUCAUUGUUUGUAUGUACUACUUUUAUGGCAGUCAUAUGAACUGUUAUCUUAGCAUGAUAAACCUGGGUUUUGUUCAUAUUUUCUCCAGACAGAAAUGUAAAGAUCAAACUGCAAAUAUUAAAAAAAUGGACAUGCUGUUUUAUUCAAAUGCCUCUUUUGUACAUGUUCAUGUCUAGUUGUUUUCUUAGAAUCAGCAACUCAAUGAAGGUACUAUAAGGAUUUUUCUCACUGACAUAAUUUGAUUACAUACUAAAUAAGAGGCUAUGUUAAUAUGAGGAAAUGUAAAUUAAAUUAGUUAUAAAUAAAUAACCAAAAAUGUAUGUAAACAUUCAAACGAUUAUCUGAACAAAUGAGAUUUUGUGGUAUUUUCUUUAACCCAUGUGAUGUCCUCUAAAAUGUGUAGGGUAAAAAUUCACAGGGCUUCCAGAUCACUUUUUCGCUAUUAAAUUUUAUUUAUAUAAUGUUGACAUCUCAUA
Saimiri boliviensis boliviensis (Bolivian squirrel monkey) is the source of this 2132-nucleotide messenger RNA. RefSeq names its product membrane associated ring-CH-type finger 5 (gene MARCHF5). Gene Ontology annotation, molecular function: zinc ion binding. The record is from RefSeq and is a predicted model, not a curated record. Lineage: Eukaryota; Metazoa; Chordata; Mammalia; Primates; Cebidae.